Molecule: messenger RNA, 2502 nt
Organism: Rhincodon typus (whale shark)
Lineage: Eukaryota; Metazoa; Chordata; Chondrichthyes; Orectolobiformes; Rhincodontidae
Product: angiotensin II receptor-associated protein
Exons: 6
Coding region: 53-640 (195 amino acids)
Biological process (GO): angiotensin-activated signaling pathway; regulation of blood pressure
Cellular component (GO): plasma membrane
Source: RefSeq, a predicted model, not a curated record
UGCAGGGUCACAUGGGUCGCCUCGAAGUUUGUUACUCCAUGAAGUUUCAGCGAUGGAACUGCCGGUGGUCAGUCUGAAGAUGAUCAUCGUUGUGCACUGGCUCCUGACAACUUGCUAUUUGAGAUCCUGGACAAGGCCCUCACUAAAAUCAAGCAGCACCCAACAGAUGUGUAAAAAUCACAGCUUGUUAAGGGGCUAUUUGUAUCCCUGGCUCCCACAACCCUACCUCUGGAGUAAUUAUGCUAUACUGGCCAUCGGGGUUUGGGCCAUUGCUCAGAGAGACUCUGUUGAUGCUGUUGUCAUGUAUCUAGUUGGCAUGUUGAUAACAGUUCUCAUGGACAUCAUCCACAUCGCAAUCAGCUAUGACCGUCUAGCUGGUAAACAGAUCGACAUUGCAUCAAGGGACCAGUUUCGCUUCAGUGUUGGCAUGACGAUUUUAAGUCUCCUUCUGAAACCGAUAUCUUGUUUUUUUGUGUAUCAGAUGUACAAGGAACGAGGGGGCGAUUAUAAUCUAAACUUUGGUUUUCCAGAUUUAACUGGCAAUCGGGAUCGAACCUCAUACCAGACCAUCGAUGGGCAGGAGCCUCACCCUCAACCUGCUGCUUUUGCAGGGGUGAAGACCUCUAGUACAGCCUACUAAUACCAAGCUGUAAGGCGCUACUGCUUGAAAGUCCAUAUAAACACCUUGUGCCUUUAGAUUCAGUAAUCACUUGCUUUUGUAUGUGUGUUGAUGAGUGAAUGUAUUCUGAAAAUUUCCUGUUCUUCUCUUCCAGGCGAGAUUACUGUGGUGACUGUCAGGGAGAUAGAUGUCAUGAUCUGUGGUUGGGGCAGGGCGAGAAGAGAAAAUGACUUUCUCUGAAUUGUUCUGUACAAGUUUUCCAGAUUUAACAGGCAGUCAAGAUCAAACUUCAUACCAGACCAUCACAAAGACCUUACUUGCAGUUGAGGUUGGAGAUUUUUGCAUGUCAAAAACUUCUGGCCCUAGUGAAUUUAGGUGUGUCUAUUAGGACCUCAGUUGAAAUGACUGUGUUCUGUUCAGGAUAUCCCAGUCUUGAUUGGAUAUGAGAUGUGGAAUAAAAGCUGUUCCCACCUGCAGAGAUGUUAUGGCUCAGUGGUGAUACAAAGCCAGAAUAGCUAGAGUGUCAUCAGAUGAAAGUGAUUCCUGCAGGCUGGGGUACUUUACUGCUGCUGUUUCACAAGCCUUUUCAUUGUAGACAGUGGCCUGUCAAUAUGACUGGAUCCUGGUUAGAAAGCUGUAGAAAGAUUUUUUUUUUUUCUAAAUUUACCACAACUGUGACCCCUGAAAAUGAUCAAGGUGUGGGAGUUUUGUUUUGUACGGUAUUGAAGUGUUUUAGUUGGCAAGUGUAACUGUCAAUGUGGCUGACUGCACACCAAUGUAAAAGAGCCACUAGCCACGGGGACAUUGCCAUCCUAGCAUCCCACAGUUCUGUGUUUCAGCCACAGAAGUUUGUCUGUUUGUUUGAAUUUGCAGUAUUAUUCAACCUCAUGCUCAAGCUUUCUUGCUCAGUUAUUUGCAGUUUCAGAGACUUUGUCAUCCUGAGAUUGUGGUAGCACUGUCUCUGAGAUUUGGCAGAGAGGAUAAGGAGUUUAAUGUUGCUUUAAGUUUGACUACUGUCAUGAAUUCUCUUAGGUGUGGCCAGAGUCAGUCUGUUGGAUUGGCAUGGCUAGUGCUUAACUGCUGUUUUUCAGUGGGGACACAAGUGGCACCAGGUGACCAGCCUUGUUCUGGCCUUUGAGAAAGUGAUUCCAGAAUUUGCUGUUUGAGAAUUGUAGGUGUAAGCUGUUGUUGCAUACAGUAUAUUGUACCCUUCCUCCACAGUGCACAGUGAACUAGAUAGCAUGUUUGGAACGCUGCAGGCUUAUUGGAUAGAUUGGUCUCUCUCUUUUUUUUUUGUGCUAUUUGUUACAGACUUGGAAACAGACUUCAUUUGUAGUUAGGAAUUGUUGUUUGUGGUCUCGAUUUCCUUGCAUAGCCAUUGGUUUGAUUAUGUUUACAAUUUUAAUUUCUGUGUUCCACCAAACUGAGACCCACUUCUGUAAUGCUAAAUUUAAUGAAUUUUUAAAAAUGCUAUUAUCUACUAAGUAGCUUGUCUUGCAAUAAUUGCACACUAAUUGUACAGCAUUAUACAAGAGGGAAGCAGCAGUGACUGAAACCAGUGCAAACAGUUGUUGGGGAAUUGCUACUGUUACCAAUUGGGAAUGACAAAGGGUUAAUAGCUUAUCCAUUUCCACAAAGUAAUUUUUUUACAGCACCCCUCUCAAGAUGGUUGCUAGCCUCUGCAUGUGAUCCUAUUGCCAUGGGAACAAGAGCCAGGUAUCAAUCUUGGGCUCACUGUAUGUGCAUGAAGGUUUAAAUCAUGUGUAAUUUUAUUCAAUUAUGUGCCAUUUGUUCUGAUUUUAGUGCCUAGUUACUGUCAGCAUUCUGAAUGGUAUGAUUGUGAAAUGUAACUAUUAUUGCUAAUAAAAUCCACUAAAAUUGGA